GGGCUAAGUGGGUUAAAUUUGUUCUCUCAUCACUGAUUUAUGUCCUAUCGACAAAAUUCGAUAAAUCUUCACCCCUGCAUGUACGCGUCUUUACAAUUUGUUGAUAAAAAUGGAAAAUAUUCCGCGAACACAUGAAGACAUCGAGGCCCAGAUCACUGUUAUACAGGAGAAGAAAACGGAGCUGGCCAAGACCACAGCGGCAGCGGAGGGUGUGGGAUUGUUGGACAGCGGCGGAUUCUUCGACACCGAUUUGUAUGACGAGGAGGCCGCCAAGGGCAAGGGCCGCUAUGAGGGCUACAACACAUCGAUCGCCGCCAAUGACGAGGGCGAUGAGGACGAAGACGAUGGCUUCCCAGUGCCACAGAAACGCACCACAUACACGGCGCCCAUUUCCGUGCUGAAGGAUGUCACCCAGGGCAAGGAGGAUGUGGAUCCAUUUGCGGAUCGACGGCAGCCGACCAUUGCGGAUCGCGAGGAUGAGUACAGGCAGAAGCGGCGUCGCAUUAUCAUCUCGCCCGAGCGUGCCGAUCCCUUUGCCGAUGGCGGCAAGACGCCGGAUGUGGGCUCCCGCACCUACACGGACAUCAUGCGGGAGCAGAUGCUCAAGGGCGAGGAGACGGAGCUUCGGCGCCGCAUCAUGGAGAAGUCCAAGGAUGGUACGCUGGUGAAAAAUUCCGCAUCAGCGUCAUCAUCCAACGGCGACAACUCCUCCAAAGAUAGCAGCUCCAGGAAGCGUGGCCGCUGGGAUCAGACGGUCAGCGAUAGCUUCAUACCGGCCAAGGUGGCGGCGACACCAAGCAGUGCUGCAACACCCACCUGGGAGGAUAAAACACCCGGAGAUCAUCGCUGGGAUGAGACUCCUGGCCACAAGGGCAGCGAGACGCCCGGCGCCACACCGGGACUGGGCACACGCAUCUGGGAUGCCACACCGGCGCAUGCCAUGACCCCGGGACACGAGACACCUGGCCAUGAGAAGUCGGCGCGACGCAAUCGCUGGGAUGAGACGCCAAAGACAGAGCGCGAGACGCCGGGACACAGUGGCUGGGCAGAGACCCCGAAGCCAGAUCGCACGGGCAGCGGUGCGGGCGGUGAGAGCAUCUCCAUUGAGUCGACACCAGGCGCCUCGAAGCGUCGCUCCAGAUGGGACGAAACCCCUUCGAAUGCGACGCCCGCUAUAACGCCGACAAAUGCCAGCGCCAUGACACCGAAUAUGACGCCCAGCAUGACGCCGCAUGCAACGCCCGGCCAUGCCACACCGAUGCUUACACCCGGCGGCAGCACCCCAGUGGGUGUCAAGGCUAUGGCCAUGGCCACGCCCACUGCAGGUGCGCUGGCUGCCAUGACGCCCGAACAGCUGCAGGCCUAUCGCUGGGAGAAGGAAAUCGAUGAGCGGAACAGGCCCUACACCGACGAGGAGCUCGAUCAGAUGUUCCCGCCCGGCUACAAGAUUCUGCCGCCACCCGCGGGCUAUGUGCCCGUGCGAACGCCCGGCCGCAAGCUCAUGGCCACUCCCACGCCCAUUGCUGGCACCCCGGCGGGCUUCUUCAUUCAGGUGGAGGAUAAGAAUGCCAAAUUUAUGGACAACCAGCCAAAGGGGCAGAAUCUGCCCUUCAUGAAGCCCGAGGAUGCGCAGUAUUUUGACAAGCUGCUGGUGGACGUCAACGAGGAUUCGCUGUCGCCCGAGGAGCUGAAGGAGCGCAAGAUCAUGAAGCUGCUGCUGACCAUCAAGAACGGGUCGCCGCCCAUGCGCAAGUCUGCGCUGCGCCAGAUCACGGACAAGGCGCGUGAGUUCGGCGCGGGGCCGCUCUUCAAUCAGAUCUUGCCGCUGCUCAUGUCACCCACGCUGGAGGAUCAGGAGCGGCACUUGCUGGUGAAGGUCAUCGAUCGCGUUCUGUACAAGCUGGACGAUCUGGUGCGGCCGUAUGUGCACAAGAUUCUGGUCGUGAUUGAGCCGCUGCUGAUCGAUGAGGAUCACUAUGCGCGCAUUGAGGGUCGCGAGAUCAUCUCCAAUUUGGCCAAGGCUGCCGGUCUGGCCACCAUGAUCUCUACGAUGCGUCCGGACAUUGACAACAUCGAUGAGUACGUGAGGAACACAACAGCGCGUGCCUUUGCGGUGGUGGCUUCAGCGCUGGGCAUACCCUCGCUGUUGCCUUUCCUGAAGGCCGUUUGCAAGUCGAAGAAAUCCUGGCAGGCGCGCCACACGGGCAUCAAGAUUGUGCAGCAAAUAGCUAUCCUCAUGGGCUGCGCUAUACUGCCGCAUCUCAAAGCACUCGUGGAGAUCAUCGAGCACGGGCUGGUGGAUGAGCAGCAGAAGGUGCGCACCAUCACGGCGCUGGCCAUUGCGGCACUCGCAGAGGCUGCCACGCCGUACGGCAUUGAGUCAUUCGAUUCGGUGCUGAAGCCCCUGUGGAAGGGCAUACGCACGCAUCGUGGCAAGGGUUUGGCUGCCUUCCUCAAGGCCAUUGGCUAUCUGAUUCCCCUCAUGGACGCUGAGUAUGCCAACUAUUACACGCGCGAGGUGAUGCUGAUUCUCAUACGAGAGUUCCAGUCGCCCGACGAGGAGAUGAAGAAGAUUGUCCUCAAGGUGGUGAAGCAAUGCUGCGCCACGGACGGCGUGGAGCCGCAGUACAUCAAGGAGGAGAUUCUGCCGCACUUUUUCAAGUUCUUCUGGAACCAUCGCAUGGCCCUGGACAGGCGCAACUAUCGCCAGCUGGUGGACACCACCGUUGAGAUAGCCAACAAGGUGGGCGCCUCCGAGAUCAUCAAUCGUGUGGUGGAUGACCUCAAGGACGAGAACGAACAAUACCGCAAAAUGGUGAUGGAAACGGUGGAGAAGAUCAUGGGCAACCUGGGCGCAGCGGACAUUGACUCGCGUCUCGAGGAGCAGCUCAUCGAUGGCAUUCUGUACGCCUUCCAGGAGCAGACCACCGAGGAUGUGGUCAUGCUCAAUGGCUUCGGCACCAUUGUCAAUCAGCUGGGCAAGCGCGUGAAGCCUUAUCUGCCACAGAUCUGCGGCACCAUUCUGUGGCGUUUGAACAACAAAUCCGCAAAGGUGCGCCAGCAGGCAGCGGAUCUCAUCUCGAGGAUUGCUGUGGUGAUGAAGACCUGCCAGGAGGAGAAGCUGAUGGGACAUCUUGGCGUUGUGCUGUACGAGUAUUUGGGCGAGGAGUAUCCCGAGGUGCUGGGCAGCAUCCUGGGCGCACUCAAGGCCAUUGUUAAUGUCAUUGGCAUGACCAAGAUGACGCCGCCCAUCAAAGAUCUCCUGCCCCGCCUCACGCCCAUCCUGAAGAAUCGACACGAAAAGGUGCAGGAGAAUUGCAUUGACCUCGUGGGACGCAUUGCGGAUCGUGGACCCGAGUAUGUGUCCGCACGCGAGUGGAUGCGCAUCUGCUUCGAGCUGCUGGAGCUGCUCAAGGCCCACAAGAAGGCCAUUCGGCGGGCGACAGUCAACACUUUUGGCUACAUUGCCAAGGCCAUUGGGCCGCACGAUGUGCUGGCCACGCUGCUGAACAAUCUGAAGGUGCAGGAGCGACAGAAUCGUGUGUGCACCACGGUAGCCAUUGCCAUUGUGGCCGAGACCUGUCGCCCCUUCACUGUCCUGCCCGCCCUCAUGAACGAGUAUCGAGUGCCCGAGCUGAACGUGCAGAAUGGUGUGCUCAAGUCGCUGGCCUUCCUCUUCGAGUACAUUGGGGAGAUGGGCAAGGAUUACAUCUACGCGGUGUGCCCCCUGCUGGAGGAUGCCCUGAUGGAUCGCGAUCUGGUGCAUCGUCAGACAGCCUGCUCGGCCAUCAAGCACAUGUCGCUCGGCGUCUAUGGCUUUGGCUGCGAGGACGCACUCACGCACCUGCUGAACUAUGUCUGGCCGAAUAUCUUUGAGACGUCGCCGCAUCUGGUGCAGGCCUUCAUGGACUCUGUGGACGGACUGCGCGUGUCGCUGGGCUCCAUCAAGAUCCUGCAGUACACGCUCCAAGGCCUGUUCCAUCCGGCACGCAAGGUGCGCGAUGUCUACUGGAAGAUCUACAAUUCGCUGUACAUUGGCGGGCAGGAUGCGCUCAUUGCGGGUUAUCCGCGGAUCACCAACGAUCCGAAGAAUCAAUACGAACGUUACGAAAUGGAUUACAUGCUCUAAGGGGGGAAACGAGAUCAAUCAUUGGACACACGCAAAAUAUAUACACAAAUUGUA
Molecule: messenger RNA, 4183 nt
Organism: Drosophila subobscura
Lineage: Eukaryota; Metazoa; Arthropoda; Insecta; Diptera; Drosophilidae
Gene: Sf3b1
Product: splicing factor 3B subunit 1
Exons: 3
Coding region: 110-4129 (1339 amino acids)
Biological process (GO): spliceosomal complex assembly
Cellular component (GO): catalytic step 2 spliceosome; U2-type prespliceosome; U2 snRNP
Molecular function (GO): mRNA binding
Source: RefSeq, a predicted model, not a curated record